CUGUCAGAAAUUAAGAUGAAAACAUUUUGUCUUAUUUUUUUAAUUGGGUUUUUGGCAAGACAAACUAACUGUUUUCUAUGUCCGGUGGAUGAGGAUUUUAAACCACUGGAUGGAGCAUUUGCCGAUCCAAAUAAUUGCGCUAUUUAUUACCAUUGUAUUAAUGGAACAUCUUACGCCCAGCAAUGUCCGCCUGGCCUCCAUUUUACAAUUUCUCUAACUGACUGCCAAUAUUCAACUUGUGUAGAACCGAAAGAUUCUAAAUGUCCGGGAGAGAAUCAACUGCAACAUUCCAGAAAGUUUCCGCUAUGUUCCGAAAGUAAUCCAGUAGCCAAUGAUCUUAGUGGCACUUGUUAUAAAACUCAAGUGGAAGAUUGUCCUCCAAAUAGAAAUGGAACUUUUCCGAAUAAGUUUGAUUGCAGACAGUAUUUCCAUUGCGUAAACGGUCAACAAUGGCCUCAGCAAUGUCCUAAUGGAUAUUUCUUUAGUCCAGAUUUAAAUGUAAGAGAUUGUUCAACGAGAAUGUGUGUACCAUUAGAGGAGGCUGAAUGUCCUAUACCGGGAGGAUGGUCCAGCUGGUCAGCCUGGCAACAGUGCCAGCCGUCUUGCGGUAGUGGAACAAGAGUUCGAACUAGAGAAUGCGACAAUCCUCCUCCUUCUAAUGGCGGUUUUGAUUGUGUAGGAAGUGAAGUUGACGUGGAACCAUGCGAAGGCCCUCCUUGUGUUGGUAUUGAGACUUUAGAGCCAGCUUUUCUCCUAUCUAACAUAAGAACGGAAAGCUUUACUGAGUUUAAUAGAGUAAAUUUCAAUAAUUUGAAUAUCUACAAUUCCUCCACAAAUAAAUUGACAAUUAAGAAAUCUGGAAUAUAUGUAUUCUCACUAACGGCUGGAGCAACUUUUAGAUCACCUGUUGAUUUAAAAAUGACUGGAUUGCCUACAAUAGUUGGAUUGAAAAAAGAAAGAAAAUUCGACAAUAUUAGAGUGGCUUUAGUGAAAUCGAGAACGACAAUUCUCUUCCUUACACCUCUAUCUUCGCCCUAUGUAGCACCUCAUACAGAUGGUAUGUAUUUUAGUAGAGAAGCUGGAAAGGAGACUGCAUGGUCGGGAUUUUAUUAUAAUACAGGAGCGGCGUUAUUCGCCACUUCCAUUAAUCGUGUAACAACACUUGGUUUAAUAUCGCUACCAAACGUUCGUACAGCUAGGAAUGUUGUUGCUGUUGAUAAGAAUUUUAGAGUUGGCAUCAGUGACCUAUAUUACAUUCAAUUUGGCGUCGGAACGUCAUACACAAAAAAUGUUCGUGUAGACGUCAUCAUCAAUUCUAGAAACACUAAUUAUACUUUAGCAAGAGUUGGAAACACUGACAUAUAUGAUGAUCAAUUUUCAAGAGGUUUCCUAGUAUCUUUACAGAGUAAUGAUGAAAUAGCAUUGAAUUUAAUCGAAGGAGAAAUUAGGUCAUCUACUAAUCUUGAACUUUAUUUAUGCGCAUUGGCCUUAAAUUCCAGUUCUGAGGCUUUUUACGCAUAUAGGAGUAGCGAAUUUUCUAGUUCAACUUAUACGAAAAUUAACUAUGAUAGCAUUGCAAUAGAUCCACUCAAUUCUUGGAAUUCAACAACCAUGGAAUACGUUAGCCAAAAGGAUGGUCUCUUUAAUGUUGAUGUCUCAAUUGGUGUUGGUGCUAAUGUUAGAGGAUCAGCAAGGGUUGUUGUUGACGGUGUUGAAGUUUUAGCUGUUCUAAGAGGAUUUACAGUAACAUCAACCAUUGACACAUCCUCAAGAUCUGGUUUGGUAAGAUUAAACAAAGGGUCCAGACUUUCAAUUCAAGGUGAAGGAGAUUUGAAACCAUUCAAUUCCCAACUAAUAUCCUUGACUAUAUUUCCAGUAUCUAAAUAA
Molecule: messenger RNA, 1887 nt
Organism: Dimorphilus gyrociliatus
Lineage: Eukaryota; Metazoa; Annelida; Polychaeta; Dinophilidae
Source: the annotation of a GenBank genome assembly